AUGGCAUCCCCAUCAUGGAGACAGCGCCUUCGACAUAACAAGAAACUCAUCCUCCUCGUAGCCGCCAUCAUGGUCGUAGCCACACUCGCACUCGCGCUGGGCCUCGGUCUCGGCCUGGGCCUUCCGCAUAGAGUGUGGGCGUCGAAAUCCGCACCCUCAAACGCAAACACAAACACAAACGCCACCACUGGCGACAUCAUCCAGCCCGCGGUCGGUACAACGUGGGACUACCCCCUGGGCUUCGACCUGACCACCUCGUCCGCGGCCCCAGCCUCCUCGACCAAGUUCUACAGCACCGACCUGGAGAACACGUCAAACUCGACCACCGCCGCGCUCCAGGCCGCCGGCCACACCAUAGCGUGCUACUUCUCGGCCGGCAGCACCGAGUCUUACCGCACCGACACCGUCAGCCUGCCCUCCUCGGCCAUCGGCAACGCGCUGGACGGCUGGCCGGACGAGCACUGGCUCGACGUGCGAACAUCACCCGUGCGCGACCUCAUGGUCUCGCGCAUCAUCGCCGCCGCCGACAAGGGCUGCGCCGGCGUCGACGCCGACAACAUCGACGCCUACGACAACGACUCGGGCUUCGACCUGACGCAGGACGAUGCCGUGGCCUACGUGCAGUUCCUGGCCGCUGCCGCGCACGCUGCGGGCCUGGCGUUCGGGCUCAAGAACGGGGGCGAUAUCGUCGGGCAAGUCGUCGACGUCGCGCAGUGGGUUAUUGUUGAGCAGUGUGUCGAGUACGACGAGUGUGGGCUCUAUGCGCCGUUUGUGGACGCCGGCAAGCCGGUCUUCCAUGUCGAGUAUACCCAGGUUGAGGACACGGACGAGGUUGGGGAUGGGUUGAUGGAGAGCGAUUGUGGCGCGGGCGGGCAGGAGGGCUUCUCGAGUAUUAUUAAGCAUGAGAGUCUGGAUGAUUGGGUUGUGAGAUGUUGA
This is a messenger RNA of Anthostomella pinea, 936 nucleotides long. The record is from the annotation of a GenBank genome assembly. Lineage: Eukaryota; Fungi; Ascomycota; Sordariomycetes; Xylariales; Xylariaceae.